AUGACUCGUUUUGCUGGCCGUGGGUUGGAAACUGCAAAUUUGAUCGGAGUCGACCUUUUGCGUGAGCUUUGGACAGAUCUUGAUGAGCCGGCAGGUUCCCAACCAUUGAUACUCUCUGAAUUUAGACUGUGUGCAUGUCUCCUCAAUGGCGUUGUCUCUGGACUUGGUAAAGCCUUAUGGAGCUGCCCAUGUGGUGUUACUAAAAAUCCAUCUGGUGAGGCCGUCCUCGAACUUUGCAAGCUUAUGGUAUCUGAGUCAUCUGAGGUUCUGUAA
This is a messenger RNA of Sclerotinia sclerotiorum 1980 UF-70, 273 nucleotides long. RefSeq lists its product with no specific name. Bases 1 to 273 code for a protein of 90 amino acids. The transcript has a single exon. NCBI's taxonomy places the organism in Eukaryota, Fungi, Ascomycota, Leotiomycetes, Helotiales, Sclerotiniaceae. The record is from RefSeq and is a predicted model, not a curated record.